AUGGUUUUUGGAUUCAUCUAUUCUUUAAUUACCGCCCAGUUGUGGCAUGUUCAACAGCUUUGGUCAGCACUUUUUGUUCAGCGCUUAAGAAUUAAACACUCGAAUGGUCCUCCUUUGAUUGAAUCCUCAAAAGAACCAGAAGAUGAAAUUUCAGAAGUUCAAACACAAACCCAAUUCCCAGAUUUAGACCUGUUCUUUGAAGAUUACCAAGGUUUUGAUAUAGAUAAUGAUUCAUACGGUGGUUUUGACAUUUUAGACUAUGUUGAGAAUGGCUAUUUUGAGCCUCUUGAUGACUUUGGAUUGGGUUGGUCUGAUUCAUUUAUACCCACAGGGUAUAGUCUUUUGAAACACACACAUCUCUCAAGUUUUGAUCAAGUGUUUUACAAUCCACAGUUGGUUAUUUUACUACUCACUAUUCUAUUGUUUUCAGCAGUUUUGAUAAAAGUUCUCAAGUUCAUCAAGAAGAGAAAGAUUACCAGUCAGUUUCAAACAGUACCAACUCCUGAAUUGAAAAAUCCCAAUGAUCUUGAACGAUACAUUGAAUCCAUCCACAGCUUGGACUAUGAUCACUCCUAUGCUUUUGAAACUGCGUUUGAGUCAUUCGGGCCAACAAUUAGUGACGUUGAGUAUGAUAAACCAUCGUUAUCUGAGUUGUUUAAUAUUAGUGGUGGUCCAAGUCUCAAUAAUGAUAGCUCACACGAAGAACAAGUUUCAAAGAAAGAAACCACUGAUGUUAUCCAAUUCACCAAUGAUUAUCCAGAUGCCUUGAUUUCACCCACCAUUGUCAUGGGUGAUGAUAGCUUUGAAAAAUUUAUGACCCGCUUUGAAACUGAAGACUAUCAAGUCAUUCCGCUUACCAUUGAUAAAUAUUCUGAUUCAAAUCCUUCCUAUUCAAUACCUGUCAACAGAGCUGCUUCGCGAGAGUUUAAUCAAACCAUUGAUGAAUUGGUAAAUAGAAGAAAGCUAAUUGACCUUUUGCCUUCUUCACAGGGAUCAUCACUAGAGAUCAACCAUGAGCCUCACUCGUUAUCUUCCAGGAACUCUCCGGUAAACAUGACACUUCUUUCAGAUGAGAUCACAGCUGUUUGGGGAGAUGGUGAUGAGCUUGAAAAUGAGAAGGGUCAUGAUGAAUAUCAAUUAACUGAUGACAUCGAACGUAUAAAUCAAGCUGAACCUUCUGAUAAUUUUGCAGAAACUGUUUUUCAAAUGGACCUUGGAUCCUCUGAAUUAGAAUACAAAACUCAGCAAUCAGAGGCAUUUAGUAACAUAGUCGAAAGUUAUGUUAGGUCAAUCAAGCAUAUCAAGGAAUUGAAUGAGUAUCUAGAAGGCUUUACUCCUGAUAAUAGCAGUGUUGAUGAGAAAAUUGAUUUCUUUGAAAUCCUGUCCGGAAAAGAGCAGACGUCUACAAUUGCAACAUCACUGACUGAAGAAGAUAGUAUGGGUCCAGAACUGGGAUCUAGCUAUGAGAAAUCAACAGAUGCUUUAAAGAAGGACAGUUCUAAAGCUAACGAUCUCGUGAAUAUUGAAAAUGAAGUUUUGAAGGAGAUAAUACUGCCUAAUGAGCAAUCGCUACCCAGAAAACAAUCAAUUUUGAAAGCCGUUUUUGAAAGUUCACCUGCAAGCAAAAAUGAGUUGUUCUCGUCACCAAGCUCAAAAAUUCCUAUAUUGAAUAAUGACAGGGUAGAAAGGAUCAUUCGUUCACCACGGCCAAAGUUUCAUUCACAACAAAAAUCAAAAAUUACAGACGAGGUCUUGAAGCAUUUUUUUAGCACAGAGGAACCUGAUAUCGAAGGGUAUUUGCUGGAGCUAUUCGGAGACGAUCCCAAGGUUUCAAUAAAUACAGAUCUUUUAGAGACACUUUCAAAAGAGAAUAUAGAUACACUCAUGGAUGUUUAUGUGGGUAAAGAAUCUUCAGAGAAUUGGAAAGAAAGAUAUGAGAAUUUUGAUCUAUUGAUUGGACACUUACGUCUUCAUGAACCAAAACAGUUGUAUUCAUAUUUUGAAGAGAAAAUAUUUGAUGUUAUUGAAGAUAUUUUGGAAAUGGUUGGCACCUCAAGAUCCAAACUAUUAGAAAAAGUUAUUUUGUUUUCCAGAGAGAUUGUUUAUUAUGGUGACAGCUUUACUUUGAAUGAUGAAUCAUUUGUCUCAUUGAUUCAUUUAUUGAUCCCGUUGACAAAAUCCACAUCUAAAUUCAUCUACAAGUUGGCUUUAAAAUCUUUAUGUUUGAUGAUACAGGCUGUGGGAAUUCAGGAUUUUAAGAGAAUCUUCAACCUUAUGAGCAGUGAUAUAUUGGGUAAUAGGAAACUUAAAGGGGAGAAAUAUGCAUGCUUGUUCAUGAUUAAGUUUUAUCUUGCUGCCAACUACAAGGACAUGACAGGAGACGAUACAGAAGAGAUCGUCAAAAAGCUUCUCCCGUUUACUUCAAAUUUGGCCAUUGAUAGCUUCCAGAAGACGAGAGCUGAAAUAGUUGAAAUUUACUUGAUUUUGGAAAGAAAGAUACCUCAAUCUCAAAAUCUUGUUCUAUUUUAUGAUAGCUUCUCUACAUUCCUAAAGAGUAAGCUUGAGAAACCUCAAAUUCCCAAAAAUGAGGUAAAUAUCUGA
Molecule: messenger RNA, 2601 nt
Organism: Hansenula anomala
Lineage: Eukaryota; Fungi; Ascomycota; Saccharomycetes; Phaffomycetales; Wickerhamomycetaceae
Exons: 2
Coding region: 1-2601 (866 amino acids)
Source: RefSeq, a predicted model, not a curated record